Symbiodinium sp. CCMP2456 is the source of this 906-nucleotide messenger RNA. The record is from the annotation of a GenBank genome assembly. NCBI's taxonomy places the organism in Eukaryota, Dinophyceae, Suessiales, Symbiodiniaceae.
AUGCAGUGCAGCUGCACUGCCCGUCAUGGACCGGCCGCAGAAACAGCGGAGGUCGAAAUUCUGAACUUAUGUUCACGCACGAAGAUCGAGCUGUUCAAGGAUUUCUUGCAGAGGGAGCUGGAGAGUCUGGGAUAUAGGCUCAACACGAGAUAUGCUGCACUGCAGAAGCGCAUCAAAGCAGAUGACUUGGAGACCGAUGGUAAAUCGCCUGGACUCGCAGGUCAGCCGGAAGAGUGCUCAGAUGGCGCUGUGCAGAGCGAGCAAAUGUGGCCACUGCAGGCCGUCUUUUCUGGCUCGGUCUUCUUUUUCGAGUCCAUGGCGGGCAUGCUGCCUUGGACAUGCACAGAGCACGUGCAUACGGAUGCGACGUAUACGGAAGCUUACGAUGUUCUCACACAGCCCUUGCUGGAGUUCCUUGAGGUGCAAGAUCUAGUGCACAUGCGUGCGGCGAGCUCGGCUGAGUCCUUCGAUGAGGCAGUUUCGCUUCACGUGGAGAAAGCAGCUGGCUUCGAGCCUUCGGAGUUUGCAGGCUCUGCCAUGAUCUCCUGCCGUAACUUCUUGUGUAAUCUCCGCGCGACUGGGCGUGGUUCUGGCGAAACGUCGCUGGACUGCGGCAAGCGCUUGCUCAGAACAGAGUUCGGGGACAAUCUGGCACCGCAGAAGUCUCAACUUUGUCGUGUGUGGCUUGUGCUGCAAGCCUCCGAAGAGCAUUUUCGCGACUCGCGCGGGAUGACCAACAGAUUCCUGAAGCACUUUGUCACUCGCUGUUGCGACGAGGAUCCGGAGGUCUCGAUGUCCGUGCACUAUUUGCUGAAGUGCUGCGGCAAAACUGGCUUGGAACAUGUGCAACGUCAGAUCGCUGAGGAGAUGUUCAAACUGACGACCCGGUUCCAAACAAGUGGCUGA